AGGGAGGGCAGGCAGCGUGAGGUGAUGACGAUGUCGUUUGCUUCCUUUGGCCGUGUCGUGAGGAGAUGUGGAUAACUAGCUUUUCUAGAGUUGCUCUGUUUCAGGAGUAGAAAAACAGAGAAUAAUUGUUGGGGUGGUGUGGGUCUAUGGUUGGUGGAGAAAAGGCAAUAAUGAGCAAGGACAAAGUGGCUGGUCUGGGUUCACUUGUUGUCUCUUGGACGCUGGGAAAAACAUGCAACACAGUUGCUGCCGUGUGGUAAAGCUGGACAAUGAACCUUGGUGUUUAAUGGUUCACGGCUAGGUGAUAGAAAGGCUAAGGGCCCGAGUUGGCUGGUGACAGGGUGGAGGUCUUGGAGGUGAAAGGCUCAAUAGCUGCAUAAUAACGAAUAAGAUAAAAGAAUGAGAGAGAGAGCGAGAAAGAUAGAAUUGGUGAGUGAAACAUGGAGGAGUUUGAGGGUUGCAGAAAGAAAACAAAAACAACGUGAAAUAAGAAGUAGAAUAAGGACGAGAAAGUACCAAAAAGAAAAGGAAUUUUAGAGAGAGAGAGAGAGAGACAGAGAGAGAGAGAGUACCAUUUGGUUGAGCUUCGUCCUUGCCACCGUCUGGGUCAAGCGCCGUCGAGGAUGAGUGUGGGGUGGGAUUUCGUUUGGAUUAGGAUGGUAUGGAAGACAAAGGAGUAAGAGAACGUGGGUCUCUAAUCAAGUGUAUACAAGUGCAUACUAAAUAUUAUAAAUUGCUUAUGUAGCGUACAGCCAUUGGAGGGCUGUUUAAUGAGGGGGAGCAGCCGGACCGCUCCCCAGGUUUUCUCCGUUUUAAAAUGUCAUAUUCAUUUCUGUCCCGGGCUUCUCUCCAAUAUAAAGCCACUAUAUUCUUCUUCUUCCUCUAGAGCCCAUGAAACCCACUGCUCCUAAUCAAUGGAAAUGAGACUUCUCCCCUGUUUCCAAUCCAUUUACUGCUGAAUUUCUCAAAGUUUUCGAAUUUCCCUUCUCGUUUUUUCGGCUUGGCUUGUCUUGGUUUAUGGUUGGACUUUACUCAAUUGGCUAUUAAUUAGUUUCUUUAACAGUUAGUCUCUUUGCGGCCUUGUUCCUCUGCUUCCACUCCUUCUAUUGCCGUCUCUCUCUCUCUCUCUCUCUCUCUCUCUCUGUUUGUGUCAAUUCUUGAUGUUUCUAAUGGCGUCAUCUGCUUUAGCCUCUCCUCUCUGUACGUGGCUUGUGACUACCUGCGCUUCCGUUGCUUUUGAGAAAGACCAGCUUCCUAGUUCCUCUAUGUUUCACUCUCCAAAGAGACUGAGCCAACGGGUAAGGAGAGAGAAGCUCGUGUCAAAAUACAUUACACGUUGUGGUGCUGGUUUUGCUAGUAAAUUGCUUUCAUGUAAUUCUGGAAUUCGAAAUCUGAUGAGUUCUAGCCUCGCUUUCGAGCCGUGCAACGAGUAUAAUAGUUCUAAAGUGGCAUUAUUCGUCUAUAACCUUUUUUGGUGACACCGGGUUCUCACUUUUCGGGUCAAAGAAGGCUAGGAAUCGAAGGCAAAGGUGCAUAAAUCGUGGUGCAAACUCUGGUAAAUUUCUGUGUUUUUUUUGGUUUAUUCUAAACGUCGUAUAAUGCUCUCUCAUUCUGGUGGUUUUUGUUUUCUCUGUAUGCUAUGUUGUCAUAACUUCAAAGAUGCUUGUAGGUUAAGGUUUGGUUAAUAGGCGUAUAUGUAUGUGUCUGGGCGAGUUUGGAUUCUAGUUCAUGUCAAGAGUUCUUCGUCACUUCUCUUUUUCUACUUUCAGUAUUAUGUACGGUAUUAUUUAGGGAUUUUAACUCAGUUAAUUGCUGCUUGCCUCGGUUCAUAAAAUUGAAGCUUGAUAUGAAUAGACAUGAAAUGCAAUUUCGGUUAUUUUACAUAAUCCAAUGAUUUAAGUGCUCAUGAUAGUAUUUGAGGACGUUCUGGAAAGUUGAUAGUAUGCUAUAUGUUGUUGAAUCUAACUUCUGGCAUAAAUGCUUACCAAACUUCAAGCCUAGGGACUAUUUUGCUACAGUUUCAGGCAAUACUCUGGCAGUGGCCUUGAGUCCUGCAAAUGGGGUCAUCACAGAGGAGAAACAACUUGUAAAGCAGCGGCGGGUUGUCGUGACCAGGAUGGGUGUGGUAACCCCUAUUGGUGACAAUCCAGAUGUCUUCUACGAUAAUAUUCUUGAAGGUGUCAGUGGCAUAAGUGAGAUACAGAGUUUUGACUGUUCUCCGUUUCCAACGGUACAUGUAUCUUUUUUGCUAAUUUCCAGACUAGAAACGUGUUGUCUGUAGGUGUUGAUUCUAGUAAUCUUCCUAGAAAUCAAGUAUUUCUCACCAGAUGGAUUCACCAAAACUUUCAAAGAGGGCAGACAAACUCACUCUUUACUCUCUCACUGCUGGGAAGAAAGCAUUAGCAGAUGCUGGCAUCACCGAGGAAGUUCUUGGAAAGUUGGACAAAAAUAGAUGUGGAGUUAUUAUUGGCUGCAGUAGCAAUUCACAAAGGAUGAAUAAAAUACAGCGAGCAUAACGUCUAAACCAAAUUCAGGAUUAGAAAAGGCAUGUAUGUUGCCUGUCGGAAGAACUGCUGCAUUGGAUCCGCCACAAAAUACCAUGUCCUGGAAAUGCCCACAAAUUAGAUAGCAGUAUUUGGCCUAGUCACCAUUUUAGGAUAUGAAAACUCAGUCAGCAGAAUGAAGAAAGACAAUCGACCACACAAGCUUUCAAAUCAAUGUAGAACACUAAUGCAAAUUCUACUUAAUGUUUGCAUAGGACUAAGUUGUAAGUUGUGCACUUACACUUUCACCUCUCAUAAUAUGGCGUGAGACAUUCAAUAUACAAAAGUUGCUUGUUGCACAAGCUGUAGAGAUUGAAUAGUUUGGACCCAUCCAUCCCUGCAAUUCACUCACUUAUGAACAUCUAGAAGGUUGCAGCAACUAUCAGCUCUUGACUUGUUCUAAAUUUCUAGCAACACUGUCAUCGAACUUACCAAAUCCAUUGCCAGUAUAGCAGAACCAAUAUUCGUUGUCCAAAAGGUAUACAAAAAGGAUUCAUUUUCCUGUAGGAAACCUCCAGUGCUUCUAUUGCAUCAUGAAAAAUCUGAUUCAAUUGUCUUAUUAAUAUAGAUGGUGUAGAAAAAAUGAGAAUGGAAACGUGUGUUUUUAAUGAAUUGAAGUCAUGAAGCAAAUGAUGCGGCAGCAACAUGGAAUGAAUCUCAUGCUCUCUACUUCCACUUACCCUCAUGCCUCCUAGCGCAGAGCCAAUAAUACUAUUCAUUAAAAACACACGUUUCCAUUCUCAUUUUGUCUACACCAUCUAUAUUAAUGAGACAUUUGAAUCAGAUUUUUCAUGAUGCAAUAGAAGCACUGAAGGUUUCCUACAGGACAAUGAAUCCUUUUUGUUUACCUUUUGCGACAACCAAUAUUGGUUCUGCUAUACUGGCAAUGGAUUUGGUAAGUUCAAUGACAGUGUUGCUAGAAAUUUAGAACAAGUCAAGAGCUGAUAGUUGCUGCAACCUUCUAGAUGUUCAUAAGUUAGUGAAUUGCAGGGAUGGAUGGGUCCAAACUAUUUAAUCUCUACAGCUUGUGCAACAAGCAACUUUUGUAUACUGAAUGCCUCAGGCCAUAUUAUGAGCGGUGAUAUAGUGUAAGUGCACAACUUACAACUUAGUCCUAUGCAAACAUUAAGUAGAAUUUGCUUUAGUGUUUUACAUUGAUUUGAAAGCUUGUGUGGUCUAUUGUCUUUCUUCAUUCUACUGACUGAGUUUUCAUAUCCUAAAAUGGUAACUAGGCCAAAUACUGCUAUCUAAUUUGUGGGCAUUUCCAUGACAUGGUACUUUGUGGCGGAUCCGAUGCAGCAGUUCUUCCGAUAGGCAACAUACAUGCCUUUCUAAUCCUGAAUUUGAUUUAGACAUUAUGCUCGCUGUAUUUUAUUCAUCCUCUUUGUGAAUUGCUACAGCAGGCUUGCGAGGUUUUUUGGCAUGCGGAGCUCUUUCACAAAGAAAUAGUGAACCAACCAAAGCCUCCCGCCCCUAGAAUACUGUAUUGCUUCUAAAUUUCUGUCGUCUUCUUGGAUCAUACUUUGAAUUUUGAUAUUACUAAAUCAGAUUCAUAAGCUCUGGUUCACACUUUAAUGACAGCUCAUAUAUGAUAGUAUGUGAAGUAAGGCUAAACUCAUAAGCUUCUUUUCUCAGGUUUUAAGAAGUUGAUAGGAUUCCUUUCCCCCUGUUGUAGGGAAGGGGAACAUGCGGCUUAGAAAAGGAAAGAUAUGACCGGUUCUCUCGCUUUUGUGGCAUUGGCAUAGCCCAUAAAAAUUGAUACAGUUUCAUAAUGUGUUGUCGAAAUUUGUGCUCUCCAAAUUACAACUCAAAUGUAUUCUUUGCCUUAUUUUUAGAGCAAAGGGAAGACCAAAAGAGCGAGCUGACUGGUAAAGAAAAUGUAACAGUAAUUUCUGAAAUGAUUAUUGAACCAUAUUCUGUCACAUCACUAUCAACUAAAAUUUAGAAUUUUAGAUUUCACGUUCGUAAUUAGGCACUUCAUCUUCUUCUACCUAUAACUUAUUACUAGAGAUACAAGUUUGUCUAUGAGCAGAAGCGGGAUGGGUUUGUUAUUGGAGAUGCUGGGGUUUUGCUCUUAGAAGACCAGUAGAGAAAAGAUAGAAAGGGAUCCGGGAAAAGAUGAAGUCUGAUUCUAUACACCAGUCAACCAGCAUUAUCAGGGUAAUCCAAAAGACUUGAGAGUACCUACCAUCAGGAUGGGGCUUAGUCAUGGGAUAAUCAUCACAACUGACACUUCCACCUAGAAAUUCUGCAUAGAUUUUUGCACCUCUUCUCUGUCAUAUUUAUAAUAAAUGUAACAAAAAAGAAUUUAAGAUACUAGAACUCAACAUACGAGAUAUUGAGGCCAUUUGGGAAAAUGCAAAAAAGUUCAUUUACAACAAAAUACCUUAGCAUGUUCUAGGUUUGUAUCAAGUAAGCUACCUAUACAAAUUCAAAUCGGCUAUUUUUCCAUGGGGCUGGCUAGCUUCCCAGGUUUUGCUGGGAAAAUUAUUUUGGCUCCUUAUAUUGCAAAGUGCGUUUGAUCCGGAUGAAGGUUUAAACUUACGGGCACUAUUUUAUGCCUGAAAUCAGGGACUGGGAUUGUUGUGUGCAUAGAGAAGGCCUUGGCUAAUUCUGGAGUAGCUAAAGAAGAUGUUAACUACAUAAAUGCAUAUGCUAGUUCGACAUCAAUGGGUGAUCUGAAUGAAUACCGAGCCCUAAUCCAUUGUUUUGGAAAAAAUCCAGAGCUAAAAGUAAACUCCACAAAAUCCAUGACUGGUCACCUGUUAGGGGCCUCAGGUCCUGUAGAAGCUGUUGCAACAGUCAAGGCAAUACAGGCAGGAUGGGUGCAUCCAAAUUUGAAUCUUGAAAGUCCUGAUGAAGGCAUGGACAUGAAUGUGCUUGUCGGCCCCAAGAAGGAACCUUUGGAGAUAAAGGUGUCACAGUCUAAUUCAUUUGGCUUUGGCGGACACAAUUCAUCCAUCUUGUUUGCACCUUAUAAGUGAACUUGAUGUGUAAACUCAACCUGAAACUAAUGAGGAUUGAGCUUAAUUAGAGUAGUUGUUUCGGCUAAUAUUGAUAUGUUGGAAUUUGAUGGGAAAUCCAUCCGUACAGUAAAAAUGGCA
Messenger RNA from Carya illinoinensis, 5647 nucleotides. RefSeq names its product 3-oxoacyl-[acyl-carrier-protein] synthase II, chloroplastic-like. Bases 5213 to 5527 code for a protein of 104 amino acids. Gene Ontology annotation, biological process: fatty acid biosynthetic process. Gene Ontology annotation, molecular function: 3-oxoacyl-[acyl-carrier-protein] synthase activity. The record is from RefSeq and is a predicted model, not a curated record. The transcript has 4 exons. Gene Ontology annotation, cellular component: chloroplast stroma. NCBI's taxonomy places the organism in Eukaryota, Viridiplantae, Streptophyta, Magnoliopsida, Fagales, Juglandaceae.